Chara braunii is the source of this 3091-nucleotide messenger RNA. Lineage: Eukaryota; Viridiplantae; Streptophyta; Charophyceae; Charales; Characeae. The record is from the annotation of a GenBank genome assembly.
CCCCCCCCCCCCCCCACGGUGUCUCUCACACACGCGCACAAACUUACACACUGUUCCCGCUCCUCGUCUUUUUCUCGAUGUUCGCUUGAGAUAAGCGAGAAGAUUCCGCUGCAUCCUGAUUCCUCGUUUUCUCUCCUUCCCUUCUUGGGUUCGUUUCCUGUCUGUUUGGGUGUACGUCAUUCUCUCCCUCUUAUUGUCGUAUACUGCUUCAGGAGGCAUUGCAGUGGAAUUUUCGCAAUGCCUUCCGUAUGCAUGUUGCAGGUGGAACGUUCUAUGCAUUUGUGCACGUUUUCCCUGCUGGGUGCAUUUGUUGCACUUUUGCGUGUUGUUCUCUUUAGAUUUUUUACCUAUCUGUGUUCCCACCUGCUCCUUCUCAAGUCUUCUCCUCUUUGCCCCUUCUCCGGCGCCCUCGCUGUGUUGUCUUUCCUAGUCUUAUUGCUCCUACAAGUAGCCAGAAGUGAACAAAUCGGGGGCCGUCCUCCGUCCUGCGCGCCAUCGUUUCAUGUGUGACGUGUUCUCUCCUGACCUUACUUCCCUCCACCGAGUAGAGAAACUCGAACGAGGAGAGAGAGAGAGCUGCAGUUGAGUGGAUUCUCUGGCGCGUUCUCUUGGCUCGUCAAUGGGGGGCAGGAGAAAACGGCGUGGGGAAAUCUCUCUUUUUCGAUCUCGUUUGUGCCCUUUUUCACCGUUAGAUGGAAAGAACAGCAUAUUAACUCGGCGUUUGAAAGAAAUAAGGACAUAACUCGCCGUUAGAAAGAGAGAAUUACUAUAAAAAAAAAAGAAAAAAAAAAAAGAAAGAGAGAAUUACUUAACUCGGCGUUAGGAAGAAAGAGUAGCAUGCAUAACUCGGAAUCAGCGUUUUACGAUAUGCUGGGCCCGUAGUUGUGGCGACGGUAACAGUCAUGCCGUCGCGCGCGAUUAUGAUAAGUAAUUUGCUUACUUAUUAGUCUGACUCUGUCUGAGAUCAUAUAAGUAUGAUAAUUUUUAUCCUGAUGAUUAUCGUCGAGACUGUCUUCUUCUUCACAGACAGGUGGAUGCGGGAGUGUGGUGUGCCCCUCGAUAAGCCCUGGAGCGCAGCCAGGCGAAACGCGUCGGGGAAUGUGCGCGUUUGUGAGCUUCAAUGUCCAUGCAGGCUACUGAAUACUUCUUUUAAGCGUGGACACGUGGUGAUUGACCUCGCCAUUACUGUUUCGUUCUUCUUCCCGACAGUGUCUGUACACACGGCCGCUGGCAUUGAUUGGGAAGGAAAGCCUAUCUUUGGUUCUUUUAAAAAAGAAUAGAGCGAUUGGCACCUCCCUGAUCACCUAUCUGAAAUCGAACAGAUUCUCAAGCAACGGCUAAAGCUCCUUUGUAUGUGGGGAAAUCCAUACGAAAUGGAGGCAAGCGCGGCGAGCCGUAUGGGCCUAAGAGGACAGGAUGAAACGCGGAAUGGAACAGAGGAGCUGAAACGGAGAGCCAAACGGAAAAUAGAAGCCGUCUGAGUCUAACGGUAGAUUAAACUGUGAAUCAAACGGAGAAUCUAAAACAGAGAAAUGGAAGGGAGGAUUUCUCUAAUAGAGAACCGAGAACUGAACAAUCCAAGGUCUUAACUUGGUUGCCGUCGCCAUUACCUCUAGUUCUGUUCUGUGUCGUCUGUUCUAGUUUUCCCUCCUACCCCUGAUGAUUUGCCCUGUUUUCCCUCCUACCCCUGAUUCAGACGACGCACGAGCAAUGGUAAAACCAAGCUAAGGGCUUUGGUGGCCGUCGCGAUUAGCUUAGUUCUGUUCCCCGUUUUCCCUUCUACCCCUGAUGCUGACGGCGCAUUAGUAAUGGUGAAACUAGUUAAGGGCUUAACUUGGUGGCCGUCACGAUUAGCUCAGUUCUUUCUUUUUGCGUCUAUGUUUCUUCUCAGCGGCUUCUGUGCCCUGUUUUCCCUCCUACCCCUGAUGCAGACGCCGAACAACUAAUGGUAAAAAGUUUAACUAACCGUUAUGGUUAAAUGGUUUAGCUAACGGUAAAAAGUUUAGUUUUAGGUAACGGUAAAAAAGUUUAGUUUAGGUAACGGUAAAAAGUUUAGUUUUAGGUAACGGUAAAAAGUUUAGUUUUUUUUUUUUUUUGUCCUUGGGGACAUCCGUUAAAAUUGGAACGUACAGAGAAGGAAGAUUAGCAUGGCCCCUGCGCAAGGAUGACACGCAGAAAUCGAGAAAUGGUCCAAAUUAAAAAAAAAAAAAAAAAAGUUGUUUAGGUAACGGUAAAAAGUUUAGUUUUAGGUAACGGUCAAAAGUUUAGUUUUAGGUAACGGUAAAAAGUUGAGUCUCGCCUCGACGCGCUCUUUAGUGCUCUCUUCUUGAUGAACUAGUGGCUUUGGAUGAGAUGAGGUAGAGGACAUACCUAGUAUGUCUUUUUUUUUCUUUUUUUUUUCUUUUUCUUUUUUUUUAAUAUCAUAAUGUCGUAUUUUACUAGUUUCGUAUGUCGUUGCUUUGACAUCGACGGCGCUCGUAGAUUGCUCGUGCAGUCGUCAAGUUGCUUGGCUCUCGCGUCCAUCGUCCAUUUUCUUCAGGAUGUUUUGCGAGACCUUGUUUUCUAGUCUCGCCGAAGAAAGGCGGAGGGUGCGUUUUGGCUUGAGUGGGUAGUUUUGGGAGGACGGAUAGGAUAGGUAAACUGGGGGUAUUCUGGACACAAAAGAAAAACAUUGAAUUUGGGAGGGCAGAUAGAUAAACUGCGAGUAUCGGGUCACGUUGGUCGUGUUGUGUUGUUGUAGUUCUCUCGCUUCCCGGGGGACAGAAAAAAAAGAGCCGUCGAGAAAACUUAUGUGUCUGAGAAGACACAGAAAAAAAAACAUUGAAUUUGAUAGAACUUAGAAGCAUUGCCAUCCUUGGGAGCAUUUCAAAUCAUUGAUGUUCUUAUUUUACUCCGAGUUGUGAGAAAAUAGUGAAGUGUUAUUUUCGAGUGAACAGCUUUUGGCUUUUCCGUGAGAAUGGCACCACCAUUGCUUCAAGUUGUAGAGGCAUUCAUCAGCAAACUAGAGGAGGAGGUGUGGUGUGCGCACGACUCAGUCGAUCCGUCGACUCCGUCCACUCAGUCGGUCAGAUCUGUCUUGCUCAAUUGCGUG